Messenger RNA from Prorocentrum cordatum, 1262 nucleotides. The record is from the annotation of a GenBank genome assembly. Lineage: Eukaryota; Dinophyceae; Prorocentrales; Prorocentraceae.
AUGGAGCGGAACAUGAACGCCUGGGGCAACCGGCCGUGGCCCUCCGCGAGCAGGCUGGCCAUGCUGCCCACGGACAAGAUCUCCGCUAGCCGCACGUCGAACUGCGGCAACUUCAAGGAGGGCGUCUACAUCCCUUUCGGCCACUGCAUCGCGGCCACCGCGUACAUCAUCCCCGCUAAGAUUGUGCAGGAGGUGGUGGAGCUCUUCUACGAGCAGCUGUACAAGUGCCUCCUCAUCACGAGGGACCAGGACGAGUCGUACCCCUGCCUCAGCGAGCAGGUGAUCAUGACCCAGAUGGAGAUGGCCCGCCCAGGGCUCUACAACUUCAUCGGCAAGGGCUACGGCACCGGCAUCAUGAACAACCUCACUACCGACCUCGCCGAGCUCGGCGGGACCUCCGACCUCUUCACCUUCCUCGGCGCCGAGGACGGAGAGGUCACGACGAUGCUGUCCGACAGCAGGAGCGCGGGCGACAUCGAGGGCUACGACCUGAAGCCGUCCAACUUCACACUGUCCAUCGUGGUAAAGAUGUGGGGCAAGAGGCGUGACCUCGAUCGCGCAUUCGCCGCUGUGCGUGAAGCGCUCCAGGGCGACCAGCGGCGCCAGGUGGACUCCCUCGUGGGCGCCUGCCUCGUGGGGGCCUGCCUGCACAACCGCAACCCCGACCGCGCCCUGGAGGCGCUCUCCGAGAUCAAGGCGCAGCCCCGAUUGGAGGGCCCCUGCGCCAGCACCUACAGCUCGCUCGUGUGCGGGCUGGUUCGCUGUGGCCGCCUGCACAAGGCGGUGGAGAUCGCGGAGGAGGCCAGCCUCGGCGGCCAGAGCUCGGCGAAGGCGGCGGGGCUGACCCCCGAGGCCCUCCAGCAGCUGCUCCGGGCACUGCAGCAGCAGGGCCUGGCGGGCGAGCUGGGGGCCCCGCUCGCCGAGCGGCUGCGGGCGGCAGGCGUCCCCAGCGCGCGCGCCCUCGGCCGCGACGCGCCACGGCACCAGCCAACGGCCGGCCGCCAGCGCGCAUGAGGCGCCGCCCGCGCCGCCCGUCCGCGCCCCGACGAGAUCCGCCUUCGUCGGCCGGCGGCGGCGGCGUCGUCGUCGUCGCUGUCGCCGUUGCCGGCUCUGCGGCCGCCGCCUCUUCUUCCGAACCUCCCACAGGCAAGGCAGCCCUGCGAGUUCUGCGGGCGUAUGGGCGUGCGUGGCCACAAGCGCGGGCACGCCAGAAAAAGGUGCGGCCUCGCGGAGCGACGCUGCCGCGCGGAGGGGGUCCAGAG